AUGGUGUUGACCCGGCUGAAAGCAAAAUCAGAGGGGAAGCUUACAAAACAGAUUUGCAGAGUGGUGCUGGACCAUUUUGACAAACAGUAUUCCAAGGAACUUGGAGAUGCCUGGAGCGCAGUAAGGGAUACACUGACAUCUCCAUCAUGCUGGCAACAUGCUGUCCUCCUUAACCGAUUCAGUGACCCUUUUGAACUGGAAAAGGAUUUACAUUUCAAGGGCUAUCACACACUCUUCCAAGGAUCUUUACCCUAUUAUCCUAAAUCAAUGAAGUGUUAUCUUAGCAGAAUUCCCCACCGGAUGCCUUCAGAAAGACACCAAAUUGGAAGCCUAAAAAAAUACUAUCUCCUGAAUGCUGCCUCUCUUCUCCCAGUACUGGCUCUUGAUUUAAGGGAUGGAGAGAAGGUUCUGGAUCUGUGUGCUGCUCCUGGAGGAAAAUCAGUCGCUCUGCUGCAGUGUGCUUACCCAGGUUAUCUUCAUUGCAAUGAAUAUGAUAGUCUGAGAUUGAGGUGGCUGAGGCAGACGUUAGAAUCUUUCAUCCCAGAGUCUUUGGAAAAUGUAAUUAAAGUGUCUGAAUUGGAUGGCAGAGAAAUGGGAGAUGCCCAGCCUGAAAAGUUUGACAAGGUGUUAGUUGAUGCUCCAUGUUCAAAUGAUCGAAGUUGGUUGUUCUCUUCUGAUUCUCAGAAGGCAGCCUGUAGGAUAAGCCAAAGGAGAAAGUUGCCAGCUCUACAGAUAGAACUCUUAAGAGUUGAUUGA
This is a messenger RNA of Pipistrellus nathusii (Nathusius's pipistrelle), 756 nucleotides long. Lineage: Eukaryota; Metazoa; Chordata; Mammalia; Chiroptera; Vespertilionidae. The record is from the annotation of a GenBank genome assembly.